AUGGAUGCUUUGGACAGUCUCCUUCCUCCUGUGGUUGGAAAUGGUGAUACGGCUAAUUCACAAGAAUUACAAAAACUUCUGAUUGAUGAAAAAAUGCGAUGUGAAUACCAUAAAGCAAAUUAUCAAACUAUGAAGGCAGAACAUCUAAGAUUACAAGAAGAAUAUGCAAAAUCACAAGAUGAACUGCAGCGGUUGUUAGUUGAAAAGCAGACUGUACAUGACAAAUUUCAGUUACUACUUGCGGAAUAUCGAGAGGAGUUGCUGGGUAAAACACAAGAGGUGGAAAAACUGAAGAUUCAGGUGCUAACUCCUCAAAAAUUAGAACUGUUAAAAGCACAAAUACAGCAGGAAUUGGAAUCUCCUAUGACAGAACGUUAUCGGAAGCUAGAAAAUGAAGUGGAAAAAUACAGAACAGAAUAUAACAAACUUCGUUAUGAACAUACUUUUCUGAAAUCAGAAUUUGACCAUCAAAAGGAAGAACAUACACGUAUUUUAGAAGAGAAGAAAAUAAAGUAUGAGGCUGAGAUUGCAAGGCUGGAUAAAGAUAAAGAAGAACUCCAUAAUCAGCUGCUUAGUGUUGAUCCCACAAGGGACAGUAAACGUGUGGAGGCACUCUCUAGAGAAAAGGCACAACUGUAUCAGAAAUUAAAAGGCUUAGAAGCAGAAGUAGCAGAACUACGAGCAGAAAGAGACAAUUGUGGUGUGCAAGCAGAAAGUGUUCAAAGAGUACAAGUACGACAGUUAGCUGAGAUGCAGGCUAUGACAAGGUCUCUAGAGGCAGAAAAGAAGUCUGCUGAACUACAGAUUGAUCGAAUUGAGAAAGAACUGCGGAUGAGUCAUGAGCAAAACAUUCUCUUAACUAGCAAACUUCACAAAUCUGAACGAGAAGUCAAUUCCUUAGCUGCUAAAGUAAAAGAACUUAAGCAUUCACAUAAAUUGGAAGUAACAAAUGUCAAACUGGAGGCAGCAAGAACAAAGAGUGAGGUAGAAAGAGAGAGAAACAAGAUUCAAAGUGAAAUGGAUGGAUUGCUGUCAGACAAGGAAAUUCUUAAGGCAGCUGUUGAACGUCAUAAGGUGCUUUUAGUAGAAAAGGAUCGGGAGCUAAUUCGUAAAGUGCAAGCUGCCAAAGAGGAAGUUUUUGAAAAAAUUGCGGCCUUACAGGAUGAAAAGUUAGAACUCGAGAACAGAUUAGCUGAUCUAGAGAAGAUGAAACUGGAACAAGAUACUAGGAGGCAAUCUGAAAAGGAUCAGUAUGAAGAGAAACUACGUGUUGUACAGAUGGCAGAAGAAUCUAGCAAAAAGGAACUUCAGCGUUUGCGAUUAAAAAUUCAACAGCAAGCCACUCAGACAGAGGAGUUGGAAGAAAAGAAACGUGAAAGUGCUGAUCUGAAACAGCAAAUUCACAACCUGCAACUCCAGCUUGCCUCACUUUCUCAGUCAGAAAAUGAUUUGUUGGAGUCUAAUCAGAAGCUGAAGGAAAUAUUAGAGAGAUUGAAACAAGAAUGUCAACAUGCAAGGACUCAGGCAGAAAAAGCUCAACUGGAAACAGAGAAGGCUUUAGAAUACAAACGUAUAGAAUGGCUGGAGGAGAAGCAUGUGCUUACUCAGCGCAUCACAGAGCAAGAAGAGAAAUACAACCAAGUGAAGAACAAACUAUGUCGAGCUGCUGUUGCUCAGAAAAAGAGAAAGACUCUCACUGAUAAUAAACAAAGGAGGAUGCAAGAGAAACUAGAACUUUUGGAAGCCAAGAUAGAAGAACUAGAAAAAGAAAAUCAGGUGCUAAAUAGGCAGAAUGUUUCCUAUGAAGAAUAUGCACGCCUCCAGAAGAGACUAAAGGACUUGCAACGUAGGCACAAUGAAUUCCGGAGUUUAAUUCUGAAUCCUAACAUACCGUCACUCAAUCCAGUCGGUAUAACGUCAUCACCUGCCUUGCCUCCUGGGCCUGAAGUGUCCUUCCCCCUUCUUCAGGAGGAACAGCAUCAAAGAGAGCUUUCCCUGCUUCGCAAGCGGUUGGAAGAACUAGAAACUACACAGAGAAAACAGCUGCAAGAUCUUGGACCAUCUAGAGAGCGAGUAAUGGUGGGCGCAUACAGGGACUUGGCUAGAAGCAAGCUCGCUGGAGAAGGCGAUGUACAAAACUGUAGUAACAGACAACCGAAUAACUACAUUGCAUGUGGUGAGGUCGUCAUUGAUGGCACUUUUCCCUCCAGCGGCUGCACGGUUGGUUUUCCAUACAGGAGCUUGCUGCAUGUCCUGCUGCUCGCCGAGGGUUGCCAGGCCAUCGCUGGUCACGACGAGCUCUGGCCAGCCUCGCAGCUCUGUGCCUGGCUCCAGCGCUGCGGGCUCCUGGGAGACCUUUGCCUGGUGUCAGGGGGCUGGGGGCGGUUCGUACCUGCUGGGGAAGCCUUGGGGGGCAGCAGCAGGCUUUUCAAAGGUAUCAUCGGCCUCAGAGACUUAAAGCCAUUAAGGGGUUGCGAGAAGCCGCAGGUGUAG
Molecule: messenger RNA, 2493 nt
Organism: Balearica regulorum gibbericeps (East African grey crowned-crane)
Lineage: Eukaryota; Metazoa; Chordata; Aves; Gruiformes; Gruidae
Source: RefSeq, a predicted model, not a curated record